AUGUCAAUUACAAGAAAACAAUUACCAGAAUUAAAAUCAAAUAUUGAUUCAUUAAUUAAUAAACUUACAACUUAUAAUGAAAAUGGUAAACCUCCAUUAGUUGCACCAGCUAUUUGUAUUGGAGUUAGUGAUGAUAAGCAAACCUUAUAUUUAAAUAGUAAAGGAGUACGUUCGUUAGAAGAUCCAGAAUCAACCAUUGAUAAUGAUUCAAUAUUUUCAUUAUUUUCAUGUACUAAAACCAUGACAGCAAUGGCAAUCUUAAUAUUGUAUGAACAAGGAAAAUUAUCACUUGAUUUACCAUGUUAUAAAUAUUUACCAGAAAUCGAAUUAAUUGGAAUUGUUGAUCCUGGUACUGUUAAUAAACAAGGUCAAUAUACCAAAUUACCAAGAAAACCUAAAGUACCAAUAACUAUUCGUCAUUUAUUAUUACAUUUAUCUGGAUUUUCAUAUGGAUUCAUAAAUGCUGAAUAUCAUAAAUUAAUUACCAAGGGAGAAAAGAUGGAUCCAAUUAAUCCUCCUCGAGAAUUUUUCAGUAAUAAAAAGACUCCAUUGGUUCAUGAACCAGGUAGUGAUUUUAUGUAUGGACAUAGUUAUGAAUGGUUAGGAUUUAUAGUCCAAGCUAUAUCAGGUAAACCUUUGGGUGAAUUCUUAAAAGAAUAUGUAUUUGAUCCAAUUGGAAUGACAAGUUGUACAUUCCAUUUAUUAGAUGAAAGUAAAUUAGUUAGAGUUCAUUAUAGAAAUACUGAUGAUUCAAUUAAAUUAAUGAAAAGAUUUCCAAUUCAUCCAAAUCCAAUAUUGGAUUUAGGAGGACAAGGAUGUUUAGGUACUGUUGGAGAUUAUCUUAAAUUAUUAAGAGUUUGGUUAAAUUAUGGAUAUAGUCCCGAUAGUGGGAAACGUAUUCUUAAUGAAUCAACUGUUAAAUGGGCGAUUGAAAAUCAUAUGCCUGGUCAUGUUAAUGUUGAAUUUCAAGGUAUGUCUCAUAAUGAAGAUGAAUCUUAUGUAAAAGAUGGUUGGUCGUUAACUGGGAAUGCAAUUAAUAUGAAUGAUUUAAAGAGUGGUAGACCUAAAGGGUGUUUAUAUUGGAGUGGGUUAGGUAAUUUAUAUUAUUGGCUAGAUUUCCACAAUAAAGUAUGUGGAUUAUAUGCUGGACAAUUAUUACCAUUUUUGGAUGAAUAUGCCUUUACUGGUUAUCAAGAAUUUGAAUCAUAUGUUUAUCAAGCGAUUAAUAAGUCAAAGAGGGAACAAGAACAACAAAACCCAACUGGUAAGUUGUAG
Molecule: messenger RNA, 1275 nt
Organism: Hemisphaericaspora subhashii
Lineage: Eukaryota; Fungi; Ascomycota; Pichiomycetes; Serinales; Debaryomycetaceae
Exons: 1
Coding region: 1-1275 (424 amino acids)
Source: RefSeq, a predicted model, not a curated record